This is a messenger RNA of Miscanthus lutarioriparius, 1587 nucleotides long. The record is from the annotation of a GenBank genome assembly. Lineage: Eukaryota; Viridiplantae; Streptophyta; Magnoliopsida; Poales; Poaceae.
AUGCAAUCUGCCGGCAGGCUCCUCGCAGCGGCCGCGCCGCGAAGCCCGCGUUCUCUCCCCCUCCUGCGCAGCCUCUGCUCCGCCUCGCCCGCCGGACAGCCGGAUCCGCGGCCCCACACGGCCCCGGACCCCGACCCCGACCCGCGGCUCGUCGGCGCGCUCUGCCGUGUGCUCAGCGACUUCCGCGGGCCGCGGCACGACCUCCGCGCCGCGCUCGACGGAUUCGGGCCACGCCUCACGCCCGCGGCGGCGGCCGCCGUCCUGCGCCGCUGCCGCAACCUUCCCGUGCCCUCUCUCCGGUUCUUCCUCUUCGCCGCCGCGCUGCCGGGGUUCACCCAUCUUCCGGAGUCGCUCCUCAUCCUCGCCGGCUCGCUCGCGGGGGCGCGGCUCUUCUCGCUUCUGCGCUCCCUGCUCUCCGAUCUCCCGCGACCCGCGCUCUCGCGGGACCUGUUCCCGCUGCUGUUCCGCGCGUACGCCCGCGCCGGCCUCCCCGACGACGCCAUCCGAGCUUUCUCCUCCAUGGAGGGGUUCGGGUUCCUGCCGACGGUCGCUGAUCUGCACUCCCUGCUCUUCACGUUAUCGCAUAAUGGCCUGGCAGAGCACGCCGAGGCAUUCUUUAGGGAGUCGCCACUUCAGUUUGAUGUCUCGGCCAAAACCUAUACCAUCCUGAUCUCUGGGUGGGCUGUUGUUGCGAAGCCAGAGAAGGCUCAGAAACUGUUUGACGAAAUGAUUGAGAGAGGGGUCCAGCCUGAUGUGCCUACCUAUAACGCGUUGAUUGACGCCUUGUGUCGAGGAGGGGAUGUUGCGCUUGCACAGGAGCAGCUAAAAGAUAUGCAACGCAGCCGUGGGCUUGCCCCUGAUGCUGCUACUUAUGGCCCAUUCCUUCAUUCAGCAUGUGCGUCAAAGGAUGCUCGUGCUGCUCUUCGCGUGCUAGAUAGGAUGCGUGCACGCAGCCUUACACCAAAUGUAUUCACCUAUAAUGCUGUCACUCGGUUACUGUGCGAGUUGGGAGAGGUUGACGAGGCUUAUAGUAUCCUGAUGGCAACCCAUGGGGAGAAGCCUGAUGUUUGGAGCUACAACACUCUGCUUAAUACACAUUGUAAGCUGAAAGAGGUGAACAAAGCGUUACGGCUUAUUUCAAGGAUGGAUGAAGGUUUGUGUUUGCCUAAUCGGCACUCUUACAACAUGAUUCUGAAAAUGUUGAUUGCUAUAGGAAGGGUUGAUAGGGCAAUUGAGGUUUGGGAUGGGAUGGAAAAACGUGGUUUCCACCCAGGAGCAGAGAAGGGUAGAGCAGAGGAGGCCAGCAGUUACUUUUUGAGGAUGGUAGAUGAAGGUAUCCCUCCUUAUCAGGCUACUUGUCAGGUGCUGAGGGAUAGGUUGCUCAGGCUUGGCUUGCGAGAUGAUCUUGAGAUGCUCACCGAUAGGAUGCGCCGGAGCACGUCCUGCACAAUACAAGAUUUGGCAAGUAUCAUGAGCAGUAAGAGGGCAGAGGAAACUAGAAAUCUGAAAUGUGAUCAUGAAUUCUCUGGCCUUGAUCUUGCUGAGAGCCAGUGGAGGGAGAAAUGGAAAAUAGGAUACACCUCGUAG